Messenger RNA from Pistacia vera, 1047 nucleotides. Its product is annotated as translocon at the outer membrane of chloroplasts 64-like. Bases 1 to 1047 code for a protein of 348 amino acids. Lineage: Eukaryota; Viridiplantae; Streptophyta; Magnoliopsida; Sapindales; Anacardiaceae. The transcript has 9 exons. The record is from RefSeq and is a predicted model, not a curated record.
AUGGCGGCGAUCCGUAGAGCCUCCAAUCUACUUCGUUUUGCUUUCCAGAACACUCGCUUCAACUACCACUUCUUUCCUCGGUGGCCAACCGUCCACCGUCGCUUUCUCUCAAGGGCGGCAUCAGUGCCAAUUGCGGUUCGUACGUCGCCUCUCGCUGGAGCCGUCUCUCUCGGCUUGCCGGAGCGCUCGCUGCGGGCGGCAUCGCUGUCGUUUCAAGAGGUCCAUGCUAAGGAACCGCCGCCGGCUGAUUUGGUUCCUGAGGAUGUGUUCUUUAUCAGUAUGAGGCUUGCCUUUUGCAACAAAGUUAAAGGUAUCGAUACUGUUGGUGGUGUGAGAGUUCCUGCCUCAUUUUGUGGAAUUAUAGGGUUUCGAUCCUCUCAUGGGGCUGUUUCUCAUGUGGAACGAUGCCUGUUUCAAAAAGCCUCGACACAUUGGAUGGAUGUUCAGGUGGUAACAAAGUCAACUGAGAAGCUUUUCGGAAGUAAGAUUUUUCUGUUUCAUGCUGAAGCUGCAAUCAAAACUGCUAAUGUUAAGGUCACUCAAGUGAUCAAAUUUUGUUGUCCUACUCUAACCAAAAUGUGUCUUUCUCCUACUAGACACGAGUUCAAAUAUAAUCAUGAGGAAUGGAUUAACUCAGAAAAGCCUACUCUAGAUCCUGCCAUCUCAGCACAAAUAGACAUGCUGGAAACAUCGGACACAGAGAUAGAAAACUGCAAAUCUGUUAGGAACGAAAUGCGUUUUGCUAUUAAUUCUCUUUUGCAGGAUGAUAGAAUACUUGUGAUCCCAACCACUGUUAUCCUCCUCCAAAACUUGGUGGGAAAGAGUUACAUCAGAGGAUUAUCAGAACUCUGCAUUCAGUCUACUGAGUAUUGCGAGUUUAUCAGGUGCUGUCAGGUCACGUGCCACUUGGAUACCAUGACAACUGUCUAUUUCAGUUUCCUUUUGCCAAGCAUGGGGGUGAUCGCUUUUUGCGGAUACUCUGCAGAAUAUGUUCAAGUCUCUACAAGAGCAGACUUUGGAGUUAAAGUUAACAAUUGUUACAAAUAG